AUGGCAGCCGAAGCGCCAGAGCCUCAGAUCUUCGCUAACCUGCACCAAGAUCAAGCCACGCGCGACAUGAGCUUUGCGGCUCCGCUCAACCUGGAUCCUCUUGCCCAACAGCAGCAGCAGAAUCAGAUCCAGAUUCAGAUUCAGAUCCAGGCUCAGGCUCAGGCUCAAGCGCAGGCCCAGGCUCAGGCACGGCAUCAACAGCAGCAGCAGCAGCAGCAGCUCCAACAGCAACAGCAACUCCAACAGACUCUCCACCAGCAGCAACUCCAACAACACUAUCUCCAGCAGCAAUACCUCCAGCAGCAGCAUCAACAGCAGCAGCAGCAGCUCCAACAGCAGGCCCUCUACCAUCAGCAACAGCAGCAGAUGAACGGCAUGAACGGCGCCAACAUGGGCGCUGUCAUGCCCGCGCCCACGCCCGCCGGCCACCAGGCCGAGCUCAACUACAUCUACGGCAUGGUCGAGGAGCUGAGUCGACAGCUGGCUGACAACAGAAGGGUCACCGAGGACAUUGUCAGCGGGCUGGGCAGAGUGCGGAACAAGGCAAAGGCCCAGGGCCUGGCCAACGGCGACGUGAUUUCCUCUGCCGCCGACGACAUCAACGCCCAAGAAUCCAACCUCGACAGCAUCAUCUCCGAACUAUCGGAAUCCUUCGACAGAGCCAAGCACAGCCGCGACGCAAACGCCGCCCUCCUCACCCAGUACGCCAACGCCCUCUCCCUCAUGCUCAAGCAGUUCCACGACUACAAGUCCAAGCACGUCGCCGACGUCGCCGCCUGGCACCGCUCCUACCGCGCGCAGCUCGACGAGGCCCGCCGCGAGAACAGCCGCCUGCGUGAGCAGAUCUGGGAGAUGCAGACGCACGCCGCCCGCGCCAACGAGUCGCUGCGCAAGUUCCGCCGCAGGUACGAUGAGGACGAGGAGAGGUUCGCCAAGCGCGUCGACGACACCGCCCUCAGGCAGGAGGUGCGCUUCUGGAAGCGCAUGGCCAUGCCGGAGCUCGAGGACGACGAUCCCUACUGGAGCGGGGAUGACGACAUCAUUGACGAGGCUGAGAAGGAGAGGCUGCGGGAGCUGGAGCUCCGCGCCGCCCAGGAGCAACAUAUGGUCGAUAGCCAGGGCGAAGACAGUGACGAGCAGCACCACUUGUCGUCCAUGGGCAUGAUGGGCGGCAUCGCCAUGGUGAGGGAGGAGUCUUCUGGACAGAUCUUGCCUAUACCACCUCCUCGGCCGCUCAGUGCGGCGUCUAGCACGGGGUCAACCGGUAGAUGA
This is a messenger RNA of Trichoderma aggressivum f. europaeum, 1272 nucleotides long. RefSeq lists its product as uncharacterized. Lineage: Eukaryota; Fungi; Ascomycota; Sordariomycetes; Hypocreales; Hypocreaceae. The transcript has 2 exons. Bases 1 to 1272 code for a protein of 423 amino acids. The record is from RefSeq and is a predicted model, not a curated record.